AGGAAACAAAAUCUUCACACUGUAAAAGACUAAAGCCAGUAAGUAUGUCAGUGGUAUAGGACGAGUUCAGCUGUUCAGAUCUGCUGAAGGAUCCAGUGACUCUUCCCCGUGGACAUAGUUUCUGUAUGGUAUGUAUUAACUGGUUCUGGGAUCACCUCAAGACCUGCCAUGAGUAAAAAAAACAGGCUGAUGGUGGAGAAACUGAAGAAGACGAGACUCCAGGCUGCUCCUCCUGAUCACUCUUCUGCUGAUCCUGAAGAUGUGGAGUGUGAUUUCUGUACUGGGAGAAAACACAAAGCCGUCCAGUCCUGCCUGGUGUGUCUGGCCUCUUACUGUGAAGCUCACCUCCAGCCUCACUACCAAUCUCAAGCCUUUCAGAAGCACAAGCUGGUCAAAGCCUCCAGACGACUCCAGGAGCAGAUCUGCUCUCAGCACGAUAAACUGCUGGAGGCUUACUGUCGCACCGACCAGCAGUCUAUCUGCAUGCUGUGUAUGCUGGAUAACCAUAGAGGACAUGAUACAGUGUCACUUGCAGCAGAAAAAUCUGAGAAACAGAAGAAGUUGGAGUGGACCAGAAGGGAGUACCAGAUAAAAAUCAGGAGAGGAUAG
Molecule: messenger RNA, 609 nt
Organism: Astyanax mexicanus (Mexican tetra)
Lineage: Eukaryota; Metazoa; Chordata; Actinopteri; Characiformes; Acestrorhamphidae
Product: tripartite motif-containing protein 29-like
Exons: 2
Coding region: 169-609 (146 amino acids)
Molecular function (GO): zinc ion binding
Source: RefSeq, a predicted model, not a curated record